AGUGUCGCUCAAAAUUUUAUUUUAUAUAACCUUUUUUUUGUUUGUGUUGAAAUUAAAAAUUCAAAUUGAAUUAUCAUUUUAAGAUUUUUUUUAGAAAAGAAGAAAGUCACUUCAGCCAAGUAAACUUCAUUUACUGUUGCAUAUUGUUCAAUAUAAAUUUUUAUUUUUAGUGAAAAUUAAAUAGGUGAAUAAUUAUUUUUGGACGGAUAAAAAAAAAAAAGACAAAAGUAUCGAGAGCCACGCUCCUAACGAAGCAUGCGGGGCGCUUGAAUAGAUCAAACGAGUUAGUGAGAGAGUAGUUUUACUAUUAAGACAGGUGGUGAACGCGGGAAGUGGGGACAAAACACUGGGAACCGGAUAACUCCGAAUCUUCAUCGUAUACCAAAAAAACUCUCAUCUUACUUCUCUCUGUCUUCUUACAGUUUUCGAAGAUAUGGAUAGAAUUUGAGGAUUCAGCAGUCUGCCACACCUUACCCGAAACCCAAACCGCCAUUUCUCCUCCCACCCCCAUUAAUUUAAUACCACCCCCUUUCUCCGUUUCUCCCAUUUAUUUUUUUUUUCCCCUCAUCCUCUCAACUUCAUACUUCACCUAUCAUUGAUCCUCAUUCUGCUUAUGUUUACGUUACUUUGACAAUCUCUGUGGAGAGUACUCUUUGUGGCAACACCAAGCAUUUGAAGAUCUUGAAGUUACCAAGUGGUUCUAAUUAAGGAUCUGAUUUGUGAAAAAAGGAACUGUAUAUGGUCGUAUCACUGGCUUUCUUUGUUGAAGGUUUUAGUAAUGAUGAUGAUAAACUUGGAAAUGGAUUCUUUUGUUUUACACCAACAAAGCAACCGUGGGAUCAUGGAUGAUGUGCUUCUUGUUAAGAAACCAGCUGGUGCUGAUGAUGCUGUUUGUUCUCCUUCCUCAUCUGAGGUUUCCAGUGUUGUUUCCUCUGGAGAUGAUUCAGAUUUGUUUGAAGAAGAAGUCAAUUCGCCAACUUCGGAUUCAUCAGCUUCUGCUUCUUCAUCUGGUGAUAAUAUCCAGCUCGCUGCAUCUCAAUUUUCUUCUGGACCUUUGCAGGACAUGUCCUCCCUGCUUCAAGAACUUCCUAUCAAGAGAGGAUUGUCUAGGCAUUAUAAUGGGAAAUCACAGUCAUUUACAUCAUUGGCUAAUGUGACAAGUUUGGAAGAUCUUGCCAAGCCGGAGAAUCCUUACAACAAGAAGCUUAAAUCUUGCAGAAGCUAUGGAGGAUUGUUUGAGAGCCAUGGAUCAACAUCUAUCCAUCACAAAGGGAGUUCUUCAAGGCUGAUUUCCAAGAAGACUGCUAGAGGAUCUUGUUCUUCACUUUGUGUAAAGAGAAAUUCCAGCUUCUUAGGGAGUAGGCCUCCUAUCCCUCCUCCCCAUAGAUCUGCUAGCACAACUAACUUUACUUCCCAACGCCCUUUGUUUGCUUUGGGGAUCUGAAAUACUAAAAUCUUUUUGUACACUUUUUAUGCAACUUUCUUUGUUAUAUUUUUAGCUGCAUUUUUUGUGUUGUAUAUGCAGUUUGAGGCCUCCCAUCUUCUUGAGUCUUAACCAUUAGAAGUUGUUUCUUUGUUCCUCGUACAAGAGGUACUUUGAUAUGUUAUUUCGUGUUUUACUGUUAAUUUGGUUUCAUUACUAAGGUCAAUCCCUCGAGAGAGAUGUGAUUAUGCAACAUAGUACAACAGAAAAAGAAAUCUGCUACAAAAUUAAGGAUUUUGUUAUUGAAUUUACUAAGCAUUGCCAACUUCUUAAAUGGGCAUACUAGACAACUCGGAAGUGGGAUUUUAUACGCCUCCACACAAAUCUGCUCAUGUUAUCAUAUUAACCAUGGUAUUGACCCAAAUAUAACAUCAAAAAGAAGGCGACUAUGAAUGAUGAGCCAAAUCCCUUUCUUCCAUAAAUCCAGAAGAGAAGUCUGAGCUUGAUCCUAAGCUACCAGAGCAAUGCAACGGGAUCGAAAAACAAAAAGUCCAUAUCUAGUCCAGCAUUUAUCAAUGCAUCUUCGAAACCAUCUUCGCUCUGCCAGGGAGCCACCU
This is a messenger RNA of Oldenlandia corymbosa var. corymbosa, 2040 nucleotides long. Lineage: Eukaryota; Viridiplantae; Streptophyta; Magnoliopsida; Gentianales; Rubiaceae. The record is from the annotation of a GenBank genome assembly.